AGAAGAAGAAGAAAACAGAGAACAGAGAACAAGAAGAAGAAGAAGACGAGACGCUUCAGUUUGUCUGGAAGUCACCGAGAGAAGAUUUAACGACGAAACCGAGCCCAGGCAACGCUCGAGUGGAGGCCACGUGUUUGGAGACAGACCGGGACCAGAACCAGGACCAGGAGAUGAACCAGAACCAGAACCAGAACCAGGACCAGGAGAUGAACCAGAACCAGGAGAUGGACCAGAACCAGAACCAGGAGAUGGACCAGAACCAGAACCAGGACCAGGACUCCUCAUCCAGCAGGACUAAAGCUGCUGGUCUGCAGAAACGUAAAGGCAAAGAGAAGCCCACAGGUUACCCCUGUGAUCAGUGUGAGAAAGUCCUCACCACUUCAUCAUCCUUGAAGAGCCAUAAGAGGAUUCACACUGGAGAGAAGCCGUACAAAUGUGAUCAGUGUGGGGCAGCUUUUACUAAAUCGGGUCAUUUAAGAGGUCACCAACGUAUUCACACUGGAAAGAAGCCGUACAAAUGUGAUCAAUGUGGGGCAGCUUUUACUGAAUCAGGUACUUUAAGAAGUCACCAACGUAUUCACACUGGAGAGAAGCCAUACAGAUGUGAUCAGUGUGGGGCAGCUUUUACCACAUCAGGUACUUUAAGAAAUCACCAACGUAUUCACACUGGAGAGAAGCCGUACAAAUGUGAUCAGUGUGGGGCAGCUUUUACUAAAUUGGGUACUUUAAGAAGUCACCAACGUGUUCACAGUGGAGAGAAGCCGUACAGAUGUGAUCAGUGUGGGGCAGCUUUUACUGAAUCGGGUCAUUUAAGAAGUCACCAACGCAUUCACAGUGGAGAGAAGCCUUACAGAUGUGAUCAGUGUGGGGCAGCUUUUACUGAAUCGGGUGCUUUAAGAAGUCACCAACGUGUUCACACUGGAGAGAAGCCGUACAGAUGUGAUCAGUGUGGGGUAGCUUUUACCACAUCAGGUCAUUUAAGACGUCACCAACGUGUUCACACUGGAGAGAAGCUGUACAGAUGUGAUCAGUGUGGGGCAGCUUUUAUUGAAUCGGGUUCUUUAACGAGGCACCAACGUGUUCACAGUGGAGAGAAGCCGUACAGAUGUGAUCAGUGUGGGGCAGCUUUUACCACAUCAGGUAAUUUAAGAAGUCACCAACGUAUUCACACUGGAGACAAGCCGUACAGAUGUGAUCAGUGUGGGGCAGCUUUUACUGCAUCGGGUAACUUAAGAAGUCACCAACGUGUUCACAGUGGAGAGAAGCUCUACAGAUGUGAUCAGUGUGGGGCAGCUUUUACUCAAUUGGGUAAUUUAAGAAGUCACCAACGUGUUCACAGUGGGGAGAAGCCGUACAGAUGUGAUCAGUGUGGGGCAGCUUUUACUGAAUCGGGUCAUUUAAGAAGUCACCAACUUGUUCACAGUGGGAAGAAGCCGUACAGGUGUGAUCAGUGCGGGGCAGCUUUUACUCAAUCAGGGGCUUUAACGAAUCACCAACGUGUUCACACUGGAGAGAAGCCGUACAGAUGUGAUCAGUGUGGGGCAGCUUUUACUCAAUCAGGUGCUUUAACGAAGCACCAACGUGUUCACAACGGAGAGAAGCCGUACGUGUGAUCAGUGUGGGGCAGCUUUUUAGUUUAAGAAGUCACAAUUGUAUUCAUAUUGGAUAAAAUGUGUGUAUGAGUUUGUGGCAGCUUUUUCUUGAAGUGUUCAUUAAAAUGGCACAGACAUGUUAGAAAAAAAACAGUGAUAGAAAUGUGUUUAAUCUGUUAUUCUGAGAGAAAGAAAUCUGAAGGUAUAAUUCUAAUAAGUUCAGUUUUAUGUUAGCUUUUUAAAAAUGGUUCUGCUUCUCUUGGCAAAUUAGUAACUUUUUUGUACUAUUUGUAUAUUAUAAAAUACAUUUUUUCACCAGUUUUGUCAUUGUUAAUGGAGAUAUAGAGAGAAAUAAAGUUAUUUGGUUCCAACGAAAUGAGGGCCUUUUUGCCCCCCUAAACGUGCCCCAAAAGUCACCAAAUUUUGAACGCAAGCCAGGCCUGGCGAAAAAUGUCAUGGUUUGCAUGAAUGGGUGUGGCCUAAUGGCUCAACAGCGCCCCCUAGAAAACUUCGUGCCUCAAGCCCCACAAUACUGUUUGACGUAUAUGCAUGAAAAUCGGUACACACCUGUAUCAUGUCGCAACUUAAAGAAAAGUCUCUUGGUGCCAAGGCCGAAACCGAACAGGAAGUCGGCCAUUGUUAAUUAAUUGUGUAGUUUUGGCGAAAUUUAUGCCAUUUCUUCAGCUGCUUUUUCGCCCGAAAUGUAACGUGCCCGCAGGUGUGUUAUACAUCAUAAUGUGCGUCUGUGCGACGAUGCGCAUUACUUUUCUUAGUCAAAAGCGUUAAGGUGGCGACGAUAGGUCCAUAUUUGAUAGUUCCUACUUUCUGCCAUAACUUUUGAAUGGUUUGACAUAAAGACUCGUGGGUGAUGUCAUUGAACUCAGUUUUUUUUUUUUUUUUAAGAUUAUUUUUAUUGGAAGUAGUUUCACGACAGAACGGUAAUACAGCAAUAUAACAGGAAAUACUUCCCUCCUUCCUUUUUUCCCCACUUUUCUUUAUCCCUCCCACAUUCCCAUCCCCACAACCGCACUCACAACAAACCCAUCGACAAGAAAACAGUAGUAUAAACAAGUAUAAAGAGGAAAACAAAAAAAACAGCAAACAAACAAACAAAAAACAACAAAUAAAAAAUUAAAAAUGAGGGGAGGGGGGGCUUAGUCAGCACAUCAACCUAGAGAUGUCAAAGACUCAAUAUGACCUAGCAGAGGUCUCCAGGUCCUCUCAAAUGAAUCUAAGGAACCUUUGAGGGCAAACCUAAGCUUCUCAAGACUCAUGACCAGUAGAAUUUCUUCCACCCACCUACUAUGAGAUGGAGGGUGAGAGUGUUUCCAUUUAAGGAGUAUAAGGCGUCUGGCUAACAGGGUGGUGAAGGCAAGGACAUUCUUUAAGACUCUAGAAGUCAAAGGCUGUAGGGGGGCCCCAAACAAAGCUAAGAGCGGAUCAGGAGAGAUGGUUGUGUUAUAUGCUGUGCUAAGAGUUUUAAAGAUUUCCGACCAGAAUGUGGCAAGCCUGGGACAGGACCAGAACAUAUGAGAAUGGUCAGCUGGGGAUUGUUUGCACCUGUUACAGGAGUCAGGUGCAUUUGGAUAAAUUCGAGAAAGCCUCAAAUUAGUGUAGCGAACUUUGUACACUACUUUACAUUGUAGUAGGCCGUGCCUCGCACAGAUUGAGGAGGAAUGAACCAACCGCAAUACCUGUUCCCAGUAAUCGGACUCAGUUUUGAGUCCUUGACCAUAAUUAGUGCAAAUUAGCUCAGCCCUUUCUUCUGAUUGGUCGAUAUUUGAUAGUUCCUAUUUUCUGCCAUAACAUUGAAUGGUUUGACAUAAAGAGUCAUGGGUGGUGUCAUACGACUUGGUUUUGAGUCCUUCACUUUUAUUGGUGAAAAUUGCACGCG
Cololabis saira (Pacific saury) is the source of this 3486-nucleotide messenger RNA. Its product is annotated as zinc finger protein 665-like. Bases 171 to 1613 code for a protein of 480 amino acids. The transcript has 3 exons. Gene Ontology annotation, molecular function: DNA-binding transcription activator activity, RNA polymerase II-specific; RNA polymerase II cis-regulatory region sequence-specific DNA binding. Gene Ontology annotation, biological process: regulation of transcription by RNA polymerase II. The record is from RefSeq and is a predicted model, not a curated record. Lineage: Eukaryota; Metazoa; Chordata; Actinopteri; Beloniformes; Belonidae. Gene Ontology annotation, cellular component: nucleus.